Onychostruthus taczanowskii (white-rumped snowfinch) is the source of this 821-nucleotide messenger RNA. RefSeq names its product PRELI domain containing 1 (gene PRELID1). Gene Ontology annotation, biological process: phospholipid transport. The record is from RefSeq and is a predicted model, not a curated record. Bases 225 to 689 code for a protein of 154 amino acids. Gene Ontology annotation, molecular function: phosphatidic acid transfer activity. NCBI's taxonomy places the organism in Eukaryota, Metazoa, Chordata, Aves, Passeriformes, Passeridae. Gene Ontology annotation, cellular component: mitochondrial intermembrane space. The transcript has 5 exons.
CUCCGAUCGUCUGCAAGCGAAGCAGGAGGAGCGGUGGGAACCGGCCCGGGGAUGCGGGGGCACCCGGCCUGGGAACACGGCGGAAACCGGCGCAGGGACACGCGGGAAUUCACCCCGGGGCGUGCGGAGAGAGCAAACAUGUCCUGACCGAAGACAUCGUGCACCGGGAGGUGACGCCGGACCACAAGCUGCUCUCUCGGCGGCUCCUGACCAAGACCAACCGGAUGCCGCGCUGGGCAGAGCGCUUCUUCCCAGCCAAUGUCGCCCACUCCGUCUACAUCCUGGAGGACUCUAUCGUGGACCCCAAGAACCGAACCAUGACCACAUUCACCUGGAACAUCAACCACGCUCGUCUCAUGGUGGUGGAGGAGCGCUGCGAGUACCGGGUGAACCCCGAGAACAGCAACUGGACCGAGGUCAAGCGGGAAGCCUGGGUAUCCUCCAGCCUAUUUGGCGUCUCGCGGGCCAUCCAGGAGUUUGGUCUGGCCAGGUUCAAAAGCAACGUGACCAAGAGCACUAAGGGAUUUGAAUAUGUGCUAGCAAAAAUGCAAGGAGAAGCUCCAUCCAAAACACUGGUGGAGACAGCCAAGGAAGCAACUGAGAAAGCCAAGGAAACAGCUCUGGCUGCUACGGAGAAAGCCAAGGACCUGGCGAGCAAGGCAGCCACCAAGAAGAAGCAGUACGUGUGAGGGGCCAGCUGCACCAGGACAGAUAGGAGACUCCUUAGAUUUUAUAUUUUUAAAUGAAACUGUAUAAGUCUGACAAUCAGCUGCUGCUUGACCCUUUCUGAGAUGUAAUUAUCAUUAAAGAAUCUACUCCCA